Exophiala xenobiotica is the source of this 2271-nucleotide messenger RNA. RefSeq lists its product as uncharacterized. The coding region runs from base 1 to 2271 and encodes 756 amino acids. The record is from RefSeq and is a predicted model, not a curated record. Lineage: Eukaryota; Fungi; Ascomycota; Eurotiomycetes; Chaetothyriales; Herpotrichiellaceae. The transcript has 5 exons. Gene Ontology annotation, molecular function: ADP binding; protein binding.
AUGAAGUCUGUGAAAUCCUCAGUGCCCGAUGAAGAAAUUGCAGGCUUCACAUUCAACAGUGGUGGCGGUGCACAGACAAACAAUGUCAAUACUGGCAGUGGUAAACAAAUUGACAACAAUGGCCCGGUCAACACUCAGAACUUUGGAUCUGUUACUAGUACAAGCCUAAGGCCGAUUUCAGCUUUCGGAAAACUGGACAUUCUAAAGCCGGGUGACACGUGUGAAGAGCACCGCCGGCUCGUUCUUGGUGGUGUGGGAGGCAUUGGUAAGACGCAGCUUGCCAUAGCUUAUGCUCGCCGCCAGCGCCAAUUCUAUCAAUCGGUCUUCUGGCUGAAUGCUGCAUCUGAAGCCGCACUCAAAGACAGCUUCCGAUCCAUCGCGGAGCUCAUCUUUGAUGUACAAGAACCAGGACUCCUGGAUGAUGAACGGAUUUACGCUCAAGUACAUCGGUGGUUAUCUGCCAACGCCAACACACAGUGGCUGCUGAUCUUCGACAACUAUGACGACCCAGCUCAGUUUUCGAUUGAAAAGUACUAUCCGCCGGCCUCUCACGGUACCAUCAUCGUCACUACACGGCGGCCCGAUCAGGUCGCCGGCUCGGCUUUGCGGAUAGGACCGCUCCAGAACGAGAUAGAUGACGGCCUCGAAAUUCUACAAAGCAGAUCACGACGAGAAAAUGUCGCGUCCGACCUUGAUGCAAGGCGUCUAGUAGCACGGCUUGCAGGUUUCCCACUCGCUUUAGCCACAGCUGGAGCAUAUCUUCACCAGAAUAUCCUUACGUUUGAACGCUACUUACGGGAAUAUGAAAAGCGGUUUGAUGUUAAUUCGCAACGGCCUCCCCCGCUCCAGGAUUAUCGGGACCGCACACUCUCUACAACAUGGGAUAUAUCAUACUCACAACUACAAAAAGAAGAUCAAAUCGCGGCCAGGCUCCUGAGAUCGUUGGCUUACUUCGACAAUCAGAGUCUUUGGUAUGAACUCUUUUCCGCUGGAUUCAGCCCUGACUCACCACAGUGGCUGCAUGAGGUCAUCAAAGACGACUUGAAAUUCGCCAGUGUGAUGAGAAGACUAGCAGAUUAUUGCUUUAUUGAAGUUCAAGUGGCAACGAAAUCGUGGAGCAUGCAUAACUGCAUACACGACUGGACGCUAGCAGUUCUCAACAAGGACCUCGAUGGCCGGCAGCUCUGGUAUGCUUUCGACUGCGUUGCUGCGUCGAUUACACGCGACGACUGGGACUCUUUUGAACGUCUCAGUUACAAUCGUCUCGCCGCUCAUGCGACUCGACUAGUACGAGUCGGUUUUCAAGGAGGCAAUUCUAUGGAUCAUAUUCCCCCCAGUCGCCUGGAGGAUGCUGGAUCUGUUGCACUAUUACUUGCCUCACAAAUGCGGCUUGAAGCUUCGGAGCAAAUGUACCGAUAUGUGCUGGCAGGGAAGGGCCAGGCGCUAGGCCCGAUGCACAAGUCGACGCUAGAUACGGUCAACAACCUAGGGAGCAUAUACCGCGAGCAGGGCAAGCUGGUGCAGGCGGAGGAGUACUACCUACGAGCGCUGACAGGCAAGGAGAAGACGCUAGGCCCGACGCAUCUAUCGACGCUACAGACGGAGUACUACCUACGAGCGCUAGCGGGGCGCGAGCAGGCGCUAGGCCCGGCACACACGUCGACACUAGAGACGGUCAACAACCUGGGGGUCCUGUACAAAAACCAGGGCAACCUGGCACAGGCGGAGAAGUACUACCUACGAGCGCUGGCAGGUAAGGAACAGGCGCUGGGCCCGGCACACUCGUCGACGUUACAGACUGUCAGCAACCUGGGUGGCUUGUACUAUGACCAGGGGAGACUGGCGCAGGCGGAGGAGAUGUGUCGACGGGCGCUGGCGGGUUACGAGAAGAACUUCCUAUCCAAGACAAUUCCGGCUCUCCAUGUAAUCCGCAACCUUGGAUUGCUGUUUCGUGACCAGGGCAAGGCCGAAGAAGCCCGAGCAAUGUUUGAACGUGCAUUAUUAGGGAGACAAGAAGUUCUGGGCCCUAACCAUUCUCACACUCUACAAGUCGCCAGCCUUUUGGAGAAAUUGAGGCUAGAACAGGAAGAGAGAAGAAAGGAGGUUCAAAAUAUUAAUGCUGGUCACAAGUCAACCGCCGAGAGAAAAAAGUAUCGCUGGAAACAUUUUUUGCCGCUGAGAAGUUCGAAAACUACCGUAAUACUCAUUCUGGAGGAGAACUCAGUCGCGGUCCGGAGUGAAAUAGCCAGCUGUGGCCUAAUGCCAACUUGA